This is a messenger RNA of Symbiodinium natans, 3615 nucleotides long. The record is from the annotation of a GenBank genome assembly. Lineage: Eukaryota; Dinophyceae; Suessiales; Symbiodiniaceae.
AUGUCGCAAAGACUCGUGUUCGCCUAUGGCGACAAGAGAGUCAUGGCACGAGGGUCCGGCGCGGAUGCCGUGCGAUCGAUCAAGAACUUAGAAGCUUUCUUCCAGGAUGCGGAAGAGAAGCUGGGACUGCCUGAAGGCACGUAUGACUUCUUCGAUGUCUAUGGCAAGAUCUCAACUCCUGCGGACCUGCAGCGGGCACUCUCUACGGCAGGGUCCGGAGAGUGCAUCAUCGAGGUCCGGGAGCACCUGCACUUCGUUCGGAUCCGGGCGCUGGAGGCCGACAACAGUCGUCUGACUGCGCGACUCGACGCGCUGGAGGUGGCGCUGAGAGAAUCCGAAGAGCGGAGCAGCAUGAAGCUGCAGGUGGCAUCAGAGGAGCUUGUCAAGAUGAUCAAGAAGUGCGAGACCACCAUCUACGACGAGGUCGGUCCGGCACUGGAGGCCGUCAUGAACAAGCAGAACGAGAACGAGAAAGACAUCCGCUCUGUGGCCGAGAAGUUGGCGCAGUUUGAUCUGCAGGAGCUGCGGGAACUCAGCGCCAACGCCUUGCAGAUGAGGGACGAGGUCAUGAACUGCAUCAACCGCCUGAAUGUGUUGGACAGCCAAUGGCUGCGAGACAAGGAGGAGCUGCGGGACAUAGUUGAAAGGACCAGCCAGGACUUGAAGGACCUUCAAAAGUACAUCAUGGGCAAGAUCGAUGUUGGCAUCGAGGCGGAUGCCGACCUGCGCCGCGACCAGCAGAUUCUCAACGAGCGCAUGCAGCUCAUCGCGGAUGACCUCCGCCUCCUAAUGGAAGAGCAUCAGCGGCUGGCCAACCGCACACUGGGUGUGGUGGAGGAGAAUGAGGAGAUGCGAACACUCCUCGGGCAGGUGCGGGAAGACAACGAGCACCUGCGGCACGACAAUUUCCAGGUCAGCACGCGAGUUCUCAGCUUGGAGGGUGCGGCCAGCGAAAAGUGGCAAGAGUUCACACCCGCAGUUCUGUACUUCCGCAACUGGCAUCGCACCGCGAAGGGUGAGGAUGUGCAGCUUUCGGCAGAUCUGUCCAUUGCAGUAGGCCGUGGUUUCCUGGCAGCUACCGGCGUCGUGAUUGGAAACACUGAGGGGCUGGCGGUGGGCGAUGGUCCCUGCAGGCAUUUCGGCACUCCGGGAUGCUUCUCAUCUUACUACGAGAUCGAGAUGGAUGAAGUCACCGCCUCACCGGCUGGCGCCGGGGGGCUCUUCGUCGGCGUCUCCUUGCAGAGUGGCGAGGAGAUUGCCAACCAUCCUCGCAAAGAGUUCGAUGGCUGGUUGGUUGGAGGAAGUGGCAAGGCUUUGACGAUUCGGGCCAGCUUUGCAGCUGAGCCAAUCGACGCGGAGAAGUUGCCAGACACUUUUGCCCCAACCUGCGAUGAGCGCAGCCUUCGGGAUGCCAGAAAGGCUUUGAAGCUGCUGCGAGCGGCGAUGCCACCGCUUGCCAAGGGGAAGGUGGAGGAGGUGGAGCUCCGGGACAGCUGGAGCAGCGAGGCUUGUCGCAGGCCUGGUGCGAACCGGGUCACGCUCCUUCCAGGUGCCGCAAGAUACGCCAUCAUUUUUUUUGAUUCUUCGUUUCUUCUUUGCUGUUCGUCUUCGCCGUGCUUCUUCGUCGUUGUUCUCAGACUCCUCUCUGUCUUCGUUCUCUUCGCUUCUCCUCCCAGUCCUGGCCGGCGGCGUUUGUUUGAUGCCGUUGCUGUGGCCCUGCUGGCGGAGGAGGCCAGAGCGGAGGCUCCCGUCUACACUGAGACAGACAACCUGGGUGAGGUUUGGACAACCGCAAGCGUGCUGAAACGUCGCGCCAAAGAAUUGCAGAAGUUGAGCAAGCGGAAGCUCCGGGGAUCGCAAACCCCGCUCCCGCGGGCCUUCGUGACCUAUCUCACCCGAGUGCUGAUCAACUACGACCGUCGAUCGAUUAAGCUGUGGGCGCAGUCGCCUCCGGAGGGCGUUUCCGCGCCAGAGGCAAGACGUGCGCAGUUUGCAGCCCUGGCUGCUGCCGUGGACCUUGGCAUCAUCGGCUCCUACGGCAGCGACGCGCAAGGCCUUGCAAGCCUGGCGAAAGCUCUGCGUGGCCUCUGCAGAGACGACGUGUCGGCCAAGCGGCAGGUCGCCUUUGCCCUGUCCUUGCUCCCGGCCGACUUGCAGCCCGUCGCUGAGAUCGAGAAGCUGGUCAAUGAUGUCACCUGGAGUUUAGACUUUGUGGAUAUCCCCAGCUCGAAUCUGGAUGCUGCAGCGGCAGCCACGGAUGCUGCCCUGCAGCGGCUGCCACAGGAGUCCCUGACACGGCGACUGGCCGAGCUCAUCCCAGACGGCCUGGCGCUGCCGGAGGCCAUGUGGAAUGGCACGCAGAGCUUCUAUCGCCCUUCUGAGCGUGCCCUCCUGGCCGCCGCCGCCCUUUCCUCUUUGCAAGCGAACCUCGAUGGCGGCGAGGGCUUCGGCUUCGGCAGCCUGGCGGGCGCGGAGCUGCCGGCAUCGGAGCGUCCUGCGAGCCUAGACCCUCUCUUCGGACCCUUGGGGAGAUCCCCAGUCGCUCGAGAGCGGGGCUUGGAUGCUUCGCAGUACCUCCGCCUAGCCAUCUCUGGAGCUGUUUGCAGUGCCGUCGUCCGUGCUGUUCUGCAGCCACUGGAGGUCGUGAAAAUAACACAACAGCUCGCAACGCCUGCCGCUGCAGGUAGGAAAGAAGCAGUCGAUGUGGAUGACUUCCAAAGCACGGCGAAGAACCUGCUGGAAGUGGGGGGUCUUGGAGCUCUGUACAAAGGGACGGAUGCCACAGUCCUCGCAACCGGCGUUAUGGGCUUUACAAGCUUUGGGUUAAACGAACUGUUCAGGCGUUCGUUGGAAACGUUGAGUGGCGACACAACCGGUCAACCUGGCGCACUGCUUGUGCUGGGAGCAUCGAUUGCGGCUGUGUUUGUUUCAGGCAUCAUCGCUGCGCCCUUUGAAACUUUGCGUGUGCGAGUGAUGGCCCCGGCAGAGAGCCGCUCAUGGGGAGAGUUGGCCGCCGAAGCCGUGAGCAAAGGCUUCUCUGAGCUUUGGGCGGGCCUUGGGCCGUUUUGGGCAAGGGAGAUUCCCUUCUCCGCAUGCAAGUUUCUCGUCUUUGACCUGGCGUCUCGUGCCCUCUUUAGCUUGUUCCCAGCAGCCGCCGACGCGGCGAGCCUGGAGGUGUCGGCUGUGGCCGGGGCCAUCGCCGGGCUGGCCUCGGCCGUGGUCUCCAAUCCUGCUGAUGUGAUCAUUACGCAGACUGCAAGUGGAGAUGGAGGUGCGGGGCCGACCAAACCCGCAAACUUGUGGAAGGGCCUCGGCGCUCGCAGUGUCUACUUUGCAGCAGCUAUCUGUGCACAGUUUCUCUUGUACGACUCCGUCAAGGCGCUUCGAAUGGGAGAUCGUGUGGGCGUCCUCUUCAGGUGCAAUCGUGAAGGUGGGGCAAUGAUCAGAGUGGCGGUCAACGGCGAAAUUGCUGCGACGCAUCAUUUCUCUCACGCCCCUCCUUCGGAGGCUGUUGGCUUCCUGACGCCCGUGGUGCGCCUGGCCGGCACCGGGAAAGCCGCAAAGCUCAUGCCGGGACUUGCGCCACCGUCAAAAAUGCUGGCGGAUAGUCGCUGA